Messenger RNA from Aspergillus vadensis CBS 113365, 364 nucleotides. RefSeq lists its product as uncharacterized. Bases 86 to 304 code for a protein of 72 amino acids. Lineage: Eukaryota; Fungi; Ascomycota; Eurotiomycetes; Eurotiales; Aspergillaceae. The transcript has a single exon. The record is from RefSeq and is a predicted model, not a curated record.
AUAUGUCGAUGCAGAAGAAACUUCCGAGAAUGUCAUGCAUACCAAUAAAAGCAUCCAACAUUGACCGCGUAUUGCCAAGCUCAAAAUGAUGAAGCCUAGUCAGUGGAGGUUCCGUGGUUGGUGGGCUGAGGGUGAGACACGCUCAUCCAGAGAUCCAGGCUCACAGGAAAUCUUGGGAAUGGGAUGGUUAAGCAGAUUCCCGAUGAUGACGAUCGCUACUUCACUGUACGGUGCCUCUUUGGUCCACCGUGUAUCAGAUAGGUUGGUUGGAGUGAUACGAUCCAACUUGACCCGACCGACAUAGAUUGCGCAGGACUACUCAGUUAAUAGCCAGGAUUCCCGUGUGUGUAUAAAAUUGAUGAAA